Molecule: messenger RNA, 504 nt
Organism: Thelazia callipaeda (thelaziosis nematode)
Lineage: Eukaryota; Metazoa; Nematoda; Chromadorea; Rhabditida; Thelaziidae
Source: the annotation of a GenBank genome assembly
GCCAUUUGCAUCUUCUAGGAUCUCAGAGAUACAUUUUUGGAAUAUCGUAGGCGAGUAAUUCCUUAUUCACCAAAUCCAUUUGAACGGGACAGAACUAAGCAUUCUGAGAGGUCAAAUCUAGGAAUGAGGUUUACUGGUGCGGAAGCAUUUCCUUCGCAAGUAACAAUGAUGAAAAUUGGUGAAAUGGCGAAGUCUUCAUCAGCUUCUCCAGUAACAUCAGGUGUAAGCGGAUUUAAUCCAUCUGGAUCAUUAUUUGGCUCAAAAACAUUUGGUGCUCCUACUUUCUCCUUCAACACAUCAAAUGCGAACAAAACGCCAUCAUUAUUCAAACCCUUUUCUACAACUAAUACAUCACCAGCUCUUUUUGGAAGUUCCACAACAUCAGUAGCAGGACCAUUACCAGCACCAACUGCACCAUCAUCUUUUACUUUUGGUAAUACCCUAAAUUCAUCAGUUAGUGGCACAUUGUUUGGUGGAAGCGCGAGUAAACUUUUUGGACGAUGA